ACAUUUGCGGAAGUUGUGCUUUUAUUUUGAAGGAAAUAACCGGAUGUCUUUACUGUUGUUGUAGCAGGAGCAAGCGAGGGAAGCCGCCAUCCCUCUCCAACAGCCACUUUCUACUUUACUAACAUUAUAUUGAAGGUGAAUAGAUUGGUGAAGGUGUCCUAAAAUGAUCAUCCCAAUCAGGUGCUUCACGUGUGGGAAGAUCGUGGGUAACAAGUGGGAGGCUUACCUCGGCUUACUCCAAGCAGAGUACACCGAGGGUGAUGCCCUUGAUGCCCUGGGCCUGAAGAGAUACUGCUGCCGGAGGAUGCUCCUUUCUCACGUGGAUCUUAUUGAGAAACUGUUGAACUAUGCUCCGCUGGAGAAGUGAUGUGAACUGGCCACCUUCAAGAACUGCAUGGACUUUAUGGGGCUGUGGCACAGACAGAUUAUUUUGCUGAUGUGUGACAACAAAGGAUGACCACAGUGAAGACUUUUGAAAUAUUAGUUUGUUGCAUUGAUAUUUGAUGCUGUAUUUCUUUCUAAAUAAAGGUGUUUAAUUUGACAUUAUAA
This is a messenger RNA of Lates calcarifer (barramundi perch), 549 nucleotides long. It is a transcript of the gene polr2l, whose product is annotated as RNA polymerase II, I and III subunit L. Gene Ontology annotation, molecular function: DNA binding; DNA-directed RNA polymerase activity; zinc ion binding. Gene Ontology annotation, cellular component: RNA polymerase III complex; RNA polymerase II, core complex; RNA polymerase I complex. Lineage: Eukaryota; Metazoa; Chordata; Actinopteri; Centropomidae. The record is from RefSeq and is a predicted model, not a curated record. Bases 164 to 367 code for a protein of 67 amino acids. Gene Ontology annotation, biological process: transcription by RNA polymerase I; transcription by RNA polymerase II; tRNA transcription by RNA polymerase III. The transcript is spliced from 3 exons.